Chinchilla lanigera (long-tailed chinchilla) is the source of this 1487-nucleotide messenger RNA. RefSeq names its product serglycin (gene Srgn). The record is from RefSeq and is a predicted model, not a curated record. Gene Ontology annotation, cellular component: secretory granule. The transcript is spliced from 4 exons. NCBI's taxonomy places the organism in Eukaryota, Metazoa, Chordata, Mammalia, Rodentia, Chinchillidae. The coding region runs from base 13 to 714 and encodes 233 amino acids. Gene Ontology annotation, biological process: secretory granule organization; negative regulation of bone mineralization.
GGUUUUAAAUUGAUGGUUAGGACGAAGAGACACCAAAGACAAGGCCUGACAUUUCAAGCUGAAACCAAUACUGUGCUCCACAGCAGGGAGCUCUCACAGUUGGAAAUUGUGACGUGUGUUCUGGGCAGGGUUGAGGUUUUGGAACCUUUUCUAAAAGAGACAGAGAGCACCCUGCAGCAUUUCCUAAUCGUGAGGCUGGCGUGCUGGAGCGAUCUGGUCAUCAUGCAGGCGGUGCCCACGUGCGGUAGGCUGGUCCUGGCCCUCGCCCUCGUCCUGGUUUUGGGAUCUUCAGUGCAAGGUUAUCCUAUGCGGAAAGCCAGGUACCAGUGGGUCCGCUGCAGUCCUGACAGUAAUUCUGCAAACUGCAUUGAAGAAAAGGGGCCAGUGUUCGACCUCCCUACAGAUGAAUUCAACAAGAUCCUCCCUCCAAAGAUUAACCCUUUUUUGAUGCCAAAACACCAGAACUUGAAUGAUGUCUUCCCUCUUUCCGAGGACUAUCCUGGCUCUGGCUCUGGCUCCGGCUCCGGAUCAGGAUCAGGAUCUGGAUCUGGGAGCGGCUCUGGAAAGGACUACUUCUCUGAAACAGAAUGGGACUACCAGCCAAUAGAUGAAAAGGAUGUAUUCUAUUACAACUUUAGGCCUGUGAAGAAGAAUCUGCCCCUAGACAACGAGGCCUUGGGUCAAGAUGAUACAGAAGAGGAUUUUAUUAUAUAAAAGUGAGGGUUUCCCCACCUUGACACCAAGCAAUGUAUUCAGUGUAUUUUGUAUACCAUGGUUAAAUGAUUAGUUUUGGAUAAAAGAGUUGUAUAGAAAAUUUAAAACAUCUGAAAAAGAACUUUAAUUUUUUAAUUACUUCUUUCUUCUUCAUGAAUUCUUAAAAGAUUAUAUUUUAAUGCUAUUAUCUAUCCUAUUCAAGGAAAUACCUGCAUUUUUUUUUUCUUUCUUGAGUCAGUCUCUUGCUAUGUAGCCCAACCUGGCCUUGAACUCACGGUGAUCCUCCUGCCUCAGCCUUCCAAGUGCUGGGAUUACAGGCAUGUAUCACCACUCCCUGCAUAUUUUGGUAUCAUAUUUGACCAAUAUCAUUGAGAAUAACUAGACUCCCAUGUUUAUAAAACUGCUUUAGAGAGAAAAUUGUGCUUUUUUAAAAAAUUCAGUUUGAGAAGCAAGUUGAUUGACAAUAUUUCAUACCUAUGUCUUUAGGAACCUGACUCUGAUUGUGAAUUAUACCUUGUACUUAUGAUAAAAAGUCCAAAUACAGUGAAUUUACAUAUUGGAUAUUUGGUGUGAUUUACAGUGUGAAGGGGUUUUACUGUACUAUCACCAUUGGAUGUGUGAGAGCUAGUCAACAUUGUUUCAAUUAGAAACUUAAGACCCUAAUUAAAGGAUAAUUGUGGUCUUAAAACCUUGUACUUUACUGCUUUAUCUUGCUUUCCUGGAUGUCUAUUUUCAAAUGUUGCUCUAUUAAAGCAGAAGUAUAACCAAAGAAA